AUGCUUAUCAGCGGUAUUACCCAAUAUGGCGGUAUAACUUGUUCUAUCAUGGCGAUACUGCCAACUCACCAUAGUAGAAAUUUUCAUCCUAUUCCCGUCAAUAGAUCGGGUCUUAGGCUUAGGGAAAAAUAUGUAUUAAUGUUAAUAUUUAUAGCUUUCCUCUUUCUAUGUUUUGGAGCAUUUUUCUUCGUACCAGACCUAAGAGAUAGAACAUAUCUUGAGGACGCAUACAGGAGGUUUGUUGGUGGCGGAGGGGACAUUGUGCCAAUAAAGGCCCCAAAGACACCGAUUGUUAAAAUAGCAGGUGAAUGUUUAUCCCUUAUUUUCGGGUAAAGAGUAUGUGAACAAGGAGCCAUUGAAUAGUUCUUGUGGUAUUUUACAGUGAAAUUUAUUAAUCAUAGUAAUUCUUUAAUUUGCAUGCUGAUAGAUGACUUUACUCCGCAAGUCAGUGAAUUUAGCAAACCAGAGACUUCCGAUACUAACCGAGGAGAAACAGGUCAAUUAUCAGAGAUGACAACUUCAAAGUUAUCUUUAACACACAAGGAAUUGAUAGAGAUGAUAAGGAAGGACAAAGAGAAAUUCAUCAAAGAUCAAAAGGCUGAGGAAGUUGCGGUAAGGGACGCUAGAAUCGAGCAAUUAGUUAACAAUUCCAAGGUGGAUGACACUGGUGCUAAGGGAAUCACUGGAGGGGAACCUGCCGAUGAAAGGACUAGAGAGAGAAGAAAUUUUAUCAAGAGGGUGAGUUAAUGAAAUACCGCCUACUUUGUGAACAUUUUAUCACACAAUGUUACGAUACUGAAUGGUGGUUAAAGUGACAUCUUUUUUUAGAUCCUCAUUCAAUUGUUGUCAACAAUGAACACAUUCAACUGCGGCUCUAAUUUUUCAUUGCAGCCUCUAAAAAAUAGAAUUCUUUGUCGUAUUUUACAAUGGAUCAGUUUGAUGCAGACUUCCUUGAAUCUGCGCUUGAUUGAUUAUUCUCCUCACUAAUUUUGUUUUUAAUUUUAUUAUAUUUAGGAGAUUCGUUUUUUUUGUAUAUUUCACAGUUAUGAAGAAACCUACUUAAUCCGUUUAACUAUUGAAACAAGUCAGAUUGAUUAAGAUUUCGUGACUUAAGGCUAUUUUGAAAUUCCAAUUCGCGAAGAAUUCAGCACUGUUUAAAAACUGUUUUUUAUGUCGAGAAAGAUGUUUUUUCGUCUUGUCACGAGCGUGGGACAAAGAAAAUAAUUCUAAGUCCCCAUGAGGAAUCGAACCUCAGACCUUCGAAUUCCGCGCUCCGAUGCUCUAACCACUGUUUUUUAUGUCUUUUUCCUUUGGAUUUGUUAUGUUUCCAACUUACAGCAUUUCGUGUUUAAUAUAUUCGUGUCGUUACGCGUUAUGUAAAGCGUGGAGUGUCAUGUUAAUUAUAUUCAGUGCUUUGUUUAGAUAGCUUUAGUUAACUUAUAGGGAAAAUUUGAUCAGCUGUUUUGUUUCUUAGUUAAGGGAAAAAGGGAAAGAGAUCAAUCCAAGCUUUCUGUUUGUCAAAAUAUCCCCAGUUCAAGGUUAAGAGAACUUUAAUAACUCAGACUAAAUGUAGUUGUCAGGCUAUAUUUGGAUUAGCCAACACAUUCUAUCUGUCUACUUUAAAUGAAGUGUAUCAGAAUUUGUUCACAGAAGGUUACUUUUCUGAUUGUUUUCUGAUUGAUUGGCCAAAUGGGUGAAUUUAGUUUUAAGAGUUUUUUUGGAGCUGUGUUAUUUCUUUUGUUCAAGUCAAUUUGUACUAGUCAAUUGAGUGUUUUUGUUCAUUUGGAAAAUGAGAAGCAAUCAUUGUUCCACUUUUACUCAAAUAACUGAUUGUAAGAGGGCCUCAAUAGAUGUAUACUUUUUAUGCUAUAGUACUGUUUGAAAGCUCAAGACUAAGCAAUUGCAUCGUAAUACACCUUUUUGUCAACAGUAUAUGUUUCAUAAGCAAUUCACUGGUUUACAUCCUCUACGAAAGAAAAAAAUUUAAAAAAUAAAGAGAGAGAGAGAAAAUGAUGUAAUUAAAAGCUUCCUGUGUUUAGUGUCAGUCAACUUUGACAACCUGAUUUACACCAUUUGCAAACUACUGAUCACCCAAAAAAGAGAUCAAAGGUGUUAUUUUUUUUCCUUCCAUACCUCAUUUCUGUGCAUUACCUUAAUCACAAUAUACAGUUUCAGAGAGCAUGUUUGUUUCAAAAGCCAUACAGUAUUCAUUCAACUCUAAGAAUGACUAUUGUAAAUAAUUUGUUACUACAUAAAAACCCAGAUUAUCCAGAUUUUUGUAUUAUUCAGAUUUGCUUCUCUGGUCAUAGGUAUUUAUAGUUGUUAUUUCUGGGUUCAAAAUACUUUUGGCUAAUAUUAACAGUUCAUACACAAUGAUUUGAGAAUGUGCUUCAAUUGUCGCACCAUUUAUUCAUUUUAUUUUUGGCUCUAUAAUAUUCUUAGUUUUGAUUAUAUGGAUUCAAUUAUCCCAGCUACUCAGCUUAGUCCUCAGGAGUGUGGAUAUUGAGGUUUGACUCUGAUGAUGACUUCCACUCAGGCUGUCACAAUGUCAGUGACAACUGCAGACAACAGUCCUUCUAAGGGCCACACCCACCUGGACCAUCAGACUACACAGUCACAAUAAUUUUAGUGUCAGAUAAUUCUAAUGCAUUUUUCCCCAUUAGAUGAUGGAACAUGCAUGGAAUGGUUAUGUAAAGUAUGCUUGGGGCAGUAAUGAGUUGCGACCAAUUAGCAAGUCAAGCCAUGCAGCAAGUAUAUUUGGAGCUUCCUCGUCUGGUGCAACAGUCGUGGAUGCUUUGGACACAUUGUACAUUAUGGGCAUGAAAGAUGAAUUUGAACGUGCUAGAAAAUGGGUGGCAAUGUCUCUAAGUUUUAAUCAUGUGAGUAUAAUCAAGUUCAUGCAACGAUGAAAGUGUCCAAGCAAAGGGUUUAAUUUAAAAAUGGCUAUUAUGCCUUUUUACCUUAACAUGACUAUGCAUUUUCUCCACACUGUUCUCUAUACAUUUCCUAAAGUACCGACAAGGAGAAUUUGUUUAACAAUCACAAGCUUCUUUAGUUGGUGAUCAUUUCCUUUAUUCUCAUGACCUUAAUGUGUGAUUCAGGGUUGGCAUUGUAAGGAGAAAUUAGAUGCUAGUCACUCUUGAGUGUCAAAGGGUUAAUAGAGGUUAACCUUGACAUUCAUGGCAAACAGCAAAUGGCAGUAUGCUUUCAGUUGUUUUUAUACUAAAGUUGAAACAUGUGUGAUCACCUAUUUACAUGUCCACUUCCAAUAUUUCAUUAGUAAUUCUCUUAGUUUAUAGUCUGUGGUACAAUUCUUAUGAUGUUAGUUCAGAGAAUUUGGUAUUGGAUCAACUAGUAAACCCUAAGUGAUACUUUUCUCUAUACUCAUCACUGGUCUGCUUGAUGUUGUAUUGAUAUGGUACGAGAAAUUCUGUUAGGGUCACUCAUGGGAGUUUAAGGGUUAACUCUGAAAAAGAGAUUUGUGGCUCUUUUUAUACACCAGAUUUAAACUGCAAAAAGUGCAGAAAAGCACAAUUUAUUUUGGCAGUUUUCUAGUGCUGUUUGUAUCAUGGUUAACUCAUUAAUGUAAAUGUAUCAAGUGAAUGCUUAAAUGUACAGAUAAUGAUCCUGCCCUUCCAAAUGUUCAUCUAAAGUUGUGUGUGUGCUAUUUUACAUUCACUGUAUUAUCCUUAUGUGUACAUGUGUAAUAAAUCAUAAAUAGAAGAGAUUCUUAUAAAUUGUAUGAGACAUGCAUUCUAUAUUAUUCUUCAUAGGCGUCAGAUGUAUCUGUGUUUGAAACUACAAUUCGCUUUCUUGGAGGACUACUCUCUGCUUACGCAUUCAGUGGAGAAGAGGUUGGUUGAGUUAUAACAAAAAUUCUUAAUACAUUGUAUCUCUAUUUAUUACCUUUCUGAUCUUUUUUUUUUCUCUCAUUACCUGACUGUAAUAAUUGAUUUCUUUCCUCAGGUUUUUAAGGUAAAAGCUAAGGAAGUAGGGGACAAAUUGUUACCUGCAUUCAAUACUCCAACUGGAAUACCUUGGGCCAUGGUUAAUUUUGCCAGGUAUGUGAUUUUUUUUGGCAGAAUAAUCAGACUCGUUAAAAGCACAUAGCCAAGGAUGCAAUCAAGCAUUUCUGAUACUGUGAUCAUUGAAAAUGAUGGAAAACCUUUUCUUUAUUAUCCAGUCUCGAUGGAAUGUGUUCAUUUUGUUUUCAAACUUAUCUGUUGUAAUGUGAAAAGUGGUUCAGUGCUCAACACUGUGUACUUUGCAGCAUCAUCUGCUUAGAGUGUUCUUCAAAGAAAAAAUUUUUAAAAAAAAACCUGUCCUCCAAAUUUUAUUCAUUUUAAAGUGCAAUCAGGUUUCUAUUGCUCUUUGGAAAUAAGGUCCUCUAAUGCUCUCUGUUAGAUUAUUUCUUUAUUUGUUCUUUCCACAGUGGCAGUGGACACAAUUGGGGUUGGGCAUCUGGGGGAUGUUCCAUUUUAGCAGAGUUUGGCACCCUGCAUCUGGAAUUUGUUUAUUUGUCAAAGAUCACAGGGGACCCAAUCUAUGCCAAAAAGGUGAGAAUGAAGUUUUGGGAAGUACAUCAAUGAACAAAUAAACAAAUGGAGAGAGUAAAAAACAAAAAAACAAAAAAACAAAAACAAUUGAAUGAAUAGCCAAAUAAAAUAUGUCUUGAUUGAAAUUGGUCUAUAAUGAAACCAUAUACAUUAGUAGCAGAAAAAGAGAACACACUUUGAGGAGACCAGAAAGAAACUAUAAAGCAUAUCCAAAAUUUAUCCGUUGUUGACUGCCUUAAUUAAAAUACUCCAUGUGUCUAAAAUACUUUGUGCAAAGAACUCUUUUAGUAAAAUGCCACAAACUUGGAAUCUGUACAAUUUUAGUAUAAAUGGUUUUGUGUACAUCUUUAUAGCUUAUCUAUUCAUUUUUUAUAUCACUCAUGUACUUGUUGUAUAUUUAGGAAUCAGUUUAUUUAAACCAUAAGUCCUCAAUGGUAAAACCUUGUCUCUCCUUUACAACAUCCAUUUUACUUGUAAAUAUAAUUGUUAACUAGUGGAAAUAGUUUACAGCUGGCCUGUGUUUCUGGUCCAGGUUUACAGAGUACGAGAAGUCCUUGAUCAAAUAAACAAGCCCAAUGGAUUGUAUCCCAACUACUUAAACCCCAGAAGUGGAGUUUGGGGCUCACGUAAGCUGUUUUGUAUUUUUUUUUAACACUGUUUUUUUAACCCCAUUUUCAAUUUGCUAAAAAUAAUUAUGAACAUUAUUUUAGAGGACCAGUUGUAAUCAAUUAUGUCUUUCUUAUGUCUCUCAAGGAACAAGAAACUAGUUCACUAGUCUUUAAGGAGAACCACCUUGAAAAAGAUUUUAGAGUAGGGUAGUAAGACAGAGUCCAGGACUGAGGCAGCAUCAAACCAUUUGCUUUAAACAACUUCUCUAUGUAUAUCUUAGUAGACGUUUUGGUGUGUAGUACUGCUGAGUAUUUUUACAAGUUGUGUUGUAUUUUGAUGAGCUUGUAGGACAAGUCAAAUACAAACAGUGAGUGAAAAUACUCAACAAUACUACACACCAAACUACUAAUAAGUUUUAAAUUUUUUAUUAUUUAACUGCUUUUUUCUGCAAAGUCUUUCUGCUCACUUCUCAUAAGUAUGGAAAAGCAAAGUGGACAGAGAAGCGUGAUGCAUGCAGCCUAUUGGUUUAAUAGGUUUUUUACAGUACAAAAUAACCAACUGUACAAUAUCGCAGGAUAUUUGUACCCUAUUCACACAUUAUAUGUAAUCUUCUUUGUACAGUUGGAUUAUAAUACUGGGUUAUUUCCAGCCACAGAAUUUUAUUGAAUAUGCCACAUUCCCUUUUAAACAACAGAGCAUGUUUCAUUGGGUGCAUUGGGAGACAGUUUCUAUGAAUACUUAAUCAAGUCAUGGGUGAUGAGUGGAAAAACAGACAAUGUGGCUAGGCGGAUGUAUGACAAAGCUGUGGAGGUUGGUAACCUAUAUUUUGCAUCUUGUUUUACAGUUAAUUUUAUGGUACAAUCUACCUCACCUACAAUGUAUCCAGUGUACAUGUAUAGGUCACCAAUUCCUCCUUCAUCCUUUAUGCUUAAGUUCAUUGGCAAAGCAGGGCUAUCAAUAAAUUUUGAAGCAGACUGUAAAAACUGCAAAGGAGGCAGCUAAAUUAAAUGGAAUAUUGUUUUUUGCUCCAAUAUUGAAAAAAAAAGGAAGCAAUUUCUCUUGACUCAGAGGGCAAAUUUUAUUGGUAACUUGCUCAUAUUGAAACCCCCAGUAAAGGGUCACAUGUUUCAAGCCAGAUAGCCAGUCACUUGCAGAUUUUAUCCCAGAAUCUUUUACCCCUGGCAGUUUUUUGUACCCACUUAUACCUGUGGAAGGAGAGAGAGGCUCUGUCACAGUAAAGUGUUCUAUCCAUUCACUCUCUACACUCUAAGAUCAGAGUGCAUAUUCCCCAACACUGUUUUCUAGACAUUUCUAAUGGUCCUGAAGAGGAGAAUUUGUAGAACAAUCAUGAGCUUUUUCAGUUGGAGAUCAUUUCCUUUAUCCUCUUGACUGUAACAUUUGAUUCAGAAGUGAUAUUGUAAGGAGAAAUUAGAUGCUUGUCACUUUUCAGUAGGGAUUGAAUGGUUAACAUAAUGUUCUGACUGUGCCAGACCUUGUGUUUGAAAGUGCCCCAUAACAGCGAGGCUAAAAAUUCUCCUAGACAAAAUAGUUUUGACGAUGUCUAUUUUGUCCUUUUUUACUUUUUUAGGCCAUAGAAAGAAUGUUGGUUCAAAAGUCACAGCCUUCCAACCUUACAUACAUUGCAGAGUACAAGUAUGGCAGGCUGGAACACAAAAUGGAUCACUUGGUGAGAGUCAGAUUAAAGCUCUCCAAGAGUCAUCUUCGUUGUUGUUUAUUUUUAAAUAAAAAGCUGAACAUUGUUUCCUCAGUAGUCAUUUAGUAAUGAGAUUGUCCAGGUGACAGAAGUCCUUUCUAGGCCUUUUUGGAGAACCAGAGUGGGAGUUCUCAACUUAAUCCAAGUGAUAACUUCUACUCAGCUUGUCAAAAUAUCUUUCACUACCACCAAUAGUGGUGCAUGUCAGGACUACUACUACUACUUGCUUGCACAAUCAUAUUACACAAGGGACACUUAUUCUCAGGUUUAAACAGUUACCUUUUACCAUAUUGUUCCAUCAUAGUGAUCAAGCUUAAGUAAGGUUUUGACAAUUAGCAUAACAUCAUGAUUUUUCAUUUGAUUUAAGGCUUGUUUUACUGCUGGGAUGUUUGCUCUUGGAGCUAAAGGUUCUAGAAGUGAGAAACAUUUCAUCAACCUUGGUGCAGAACUUGCUAACACAUGUCAUGAAUCUUACCGCAAAACAGGUAAUCCAGUAAUGCUGCUAUUGGCUUAAGGUAUGCCUUGUUAAAAUAGAGCAUUUCCUAAGCAAAGAGGUAAAAAAUUUGAUCUUAAAUCAUAUUUUGAAAGCGAAGAAAGAAAAUUUUUUAUUCUUGAAUUAUUUUCAACAGUGUUACCAUUUUAUCAUAGUAAGUAAUUGUACUGACAAAUUCAAGUUAAGGAGUAGCUCAUACAUCAGUAGGUUAUGGAAGGUCAUAAAAAACAAUCUAUAGCAUUUCUUAAAACUUUCCUUAAACCAUGUAACAAGAAGUAACAGAAUCAAAUGAUCAUUUUGACAUUAUUUUUAAAACAAAUUUUGUAUUGUAAGUCACUGGAAAUAUUUUGAUAGUCCCAGAGGAGGUAAUAGAGAGUCAUGGAAUUUUGUAGCAUGAGAGUGGAAGAAUUCUGGUCAGAGAAAGAGGGCAAAUCAACAAGAAAAUCAGCCCCAUAUUGUGCCAUUUUCAGCAAUGAAACCCAGAUCACAGUUGGGAAUGCAAUUUCUCUCACUUCUGCAGUUUAUCUGUAACUGUCAAGGGUGUGAGCCAUGUCAAAACAUUUUCUGUAGUGGAUGAUGAGGCCUCAAGGCACUCUAUUUUUUUAUUACAAGCUUUCACCCAAACUAUGUUAUCAUAUCCUUUAACUUAAAAUAAAAAAAGAAAUACAGUAGCUCAAGCCCUCAAUCAAAUUGUCCAUUGAAUCAACAUGUUACUGAAGGAUAACUUUAAAUGUUUUUUUCUGUAGUGAUAAAUAGAGGCCAGAAAAUUCUAGUCAAAUUUAGAACAUGGUGUAAACCUUCUAAUUCAUUUGUAUAGCUACUGGUAUUGGCCCAGAAGCCUUCAGGUUUGAGGGACCUCAUGAGGCAGUUGGUAUUCGCGUGAAUGAGAGAUACUACAUUCUUCGACCAGAAGUGAUUGAAGGAUACUUCUACAUGUGGCGGUUUACUCAUGAGCCUAAGUAUCGUGAAUGGGCCUGGGAGGCUGCUCAGGUUAAUAAUUAAUUUUUUUAAAUAUUGUUCAUCUCACCAGAAUUACCAGGAUAGCUAAGGGAAUGUUGGAGAAAUUUUUUUUCAUUGUCAGGGAAAAGUUAGGAAUCUUAAAAGGGCCAGAGACUUGUCGUGAAAAAGCAAUGAUUGGUUUUAAUACUUUGCCAAUUGCCUGUGUAGAUUAAAUAUGCUUUUAGUUUGUGUUCCUUCAAUCAACAGAUUGAUUCAGAAGGACUGUUUUGUCAACUCUUUUUUUGUCUUUUUCACAUUUUAUUUUUCCUCUUUUUCUCAUCCAGUUGGUUCAAAGUCCAAAAUAUGUUUUGAAAUCAGUUAAAAUUUAGGAAAUUGUAAAUAAAACUGCUAUUUUAACAGGUGGCAACUUGCCGGAAAGAUGUAUAAAGUGGUUUUUCUUAAUUCCAUUCUAAGUAGCCUUGAUAUCCAUGAAAAACCAAUAGAUUUGUUCAAUAGGUUUGUGGACAAGUCAUCCAUCAGUUGUCGGUAAUUUAACAUCUGCAUUUGAUUGUUAAAAACAAAGACACCUGGUAAUUUUAUAUUACUUUGUUGUUAUCAUUUUCUAGAACAUUGAAAAGUUCUGUCGUGUUGAAGCAGGGUAUAGUGGCAUACGAGAUGUAGCCUCUACAGCAGUGUCACAUGAUGAUGUCCAACAGAGUUUUUUCUUGGCAGAAACUCUGAAGUAUUUGUAUUUGAUAUUUUCUGAUGACAGCCUUUUACCUCUGGACCAAUGGGUGUUCAACACAGAGGCCCACCCACUCCCUGUUAUAGGAAAAAUGCAGAAUAGAUAG
Molecule: messenger RNA, 9162 nt
Organism: Pocillopora meandrina
Lineage: Eukaryota; Metazoa; Cnidaria; Anthozoa; Scleractinia; Pocilloporidae
Source: the annotation of a GenBank genome assembly